AUGAGAUUUGUUAGAUUCGCCAUCGACCUGGCGUCGGUCCUGAAUGCCUCACGGUCCGUGGCAACCAAGCAUGUCGCGUUGCGAGGCUGGCAGCUGGAGUCGCUCAACAGGACAUCCGGCAUCGCCGCUUCACUGAAGAGUCGAACGAUCCGUCCGUCAGCAGAUCCACAGGAAGCGCCAACACCAGCGGCUUCAACUUCAGCCUCCCCAGUUGCGCCAUUCGCAACACCCACAGAGAAGGGACCCAUCGUUGCCAAUGAUGCUGCCUCAUCGGUGCAAGCCGCACAGCAAGCCACGCAUGUACCUCACAAAUCUACAGCGUCUCCAACUCCGGGCUUGAAUCACGCAGCAGGUCUACACCCAGACUCGACCUCCGUGCUCUCGCAAUUGAGGCAACCUAAGCCCACGGCGUCUCAAUGGUCUGAUGCAUCUCCCUUGGAAUCAAGUCAGCGCACCCCGGACGCCGGCCUGGCGCAGGCCGUUUUCGAGUCUCAAAAGCCAUCGUCAGCACCAAAGCGUCCUGACGAACCGGAGAAUUUGCCCCCCGGAAUCGACGUCAACAUUUUCCACACGAAACGAGGAUCCGGGUUGCUGGGAGAUCUCGGAGCGAGGGAAAAGCCAAAGUCCACGGGGUUGCCCGAGUUUAUGCAGCAUUCUCAUUCAGCAUCGCCCAAGCCACAUGCGAACCCUAUUCCACUCACUCCGACGCCUCAGCCUUUACCCAACAUCAAGGCAGAGCCAGUUGGCGGUCCGGCCAGCCAGGAUGCCAACCAAUCAUUCCAAGCUGCUCUCGAUAAAGUCGAAGCAACUAGCCCUGUGCCUCAUCAAACGGAUGUUGAGGCCACACGACCCGCCCAUGUCCUGAGAGAAUCCAAGGUACCUUCGUCGCGGAUGGGUCGCCUCUGGAACUAUGGUGGCCUCGCAGCAGGAAUCAUGGGCGGCGCCAUCACAGAGGGCAUCGGGCGGGCUUUCGGCGGAACCGGAUCGGGGUCUGUGUUGUUGAGCGCCGGAAACAUGGAGCGGUUGGUCUCUAAGCUCUCCAAGAUGAGAGGCGCAGCACUGAAGCUAGGGCAGAUGAUGAGCUUCCAAGACUCCAAGUUGCUCCCGGCACCGUUGCAAGAGGUCCUCCAGAGAGUUCAAGAUCGGGCAGACUACAUGCCCGCAUGGCAGCGGGACAAGGUCUUGGUCGCAAACCUGGGACCCCAAUGGCGAGAUCCCUUCGAGGAGUUUGAGGAGAAGCCAAUAGCCGCAGCGUCCAUUGGUCAGGUCCAUCGAGCCAUUUUGAAGGAAGGCAGCCGCCCGUUGCUGUCAAGAUCCAAUUCCCUGGAGUGGCCGAUUCGAUCAACUCAGCCUUGA
This is a messenger RNA of Verticillium alfalfae VaMs.102, 1356 nucleotides long. RefSeq names its product ABC1 protein. Gene Ontology annotation, biological process: ubiquinone biosynthetic process. The record is from RefSeq and is a predicted model, not a curated record. Gene Ontology annotation, cellular component: extrinsic component of mitochondrial inner membrane. Gene Ontology annotation, molecular function: kinase activity. Lineage: Eukaryota; Fungi; Ascomycota; Sordariomycetes; Glomerellales; Plectosphaerellaceae. The transcript has a single exon. Bases 1 to 1356 code for a protein of 451 amino acids.